Periophthalmus magnuspinnatus is the source of this 2867-nucleotide messenger RNA. It is a transcript of the gene top1a, whose product is annotated as DNA topoisomerase Ia. NCBI's taxonomy places the organism in Eukaryota, Metazoa, Chordata, Actinopteri, Gobiiformes, Gobiidae. The record is from RefSeq and is a predicted model, not a curated record. Gene Ontology annotation, molecular function: DNA topoisomerase type I (single strand cut, ATP-independent) activity; DNA binding. Gene Ontology annotation, biological process: DNA replication; DNA topological change; chromosome segregation. Gene Ontology annotation, cellular component: chromosome; nucleolus.
GGGAGCAUUAGGGACUUGGUUCUUACACAACAGCGGCUCUUGUUCAUUCUGCCUCGUCCCGUUACCGGUGUGAAAUCCUUCACAUUAUUCCUUUAAACAAACGAGGACACUCUGGGAAAUGAGUGGGGACCAUUUCCAGAACGAAAACCAGAUUGACUGUGGCUCCAGAGUCAAUGACUCUCACAAACACAAAGAAAAGUACAAGGAGCACAAACAUAAGGACCACAAGAAGGACAAGGAGAGGGAGAAAUCCAAGCACAGCAACAAUGACUACAAGGACUCAUCUGACAAAAAGCAUCGAGAGAAGGAAAAGAUGAGGCACAAAGAUGGAAGCACAGACAAGCACAAGGACAAGCACAAAGAAAAGCGGAAGGAGGAAAAGAUGAAGUCUUCGGAUGGUAAAGUCAAAAAGGAGAAAGAAAAUGGCUUUGGCAGCCCUAUCCAUGUGAAAUCUGAGCAAGAGGAUGACUUUUACCACUCUACCAAAUAUGAGAAGACUCUAAAGAGGGAGCGGGAUGAUGAUGAUCUGGAGUUCAAGCCCAAGAAGAUAAAGACUGAAGAUGACAAGAAGGCUAAAAAAAGAAAACAUGAAGAUGCAAAGACAAAAACUAAAGGAAAGGACAAAGUUGCUGAUAAUAAAAAGAAGGCCAAGAAGGAGCCUGAGGAGAAGUGGAAAUGGUGGGAGGAGGAAAGAUACACUGAUGGUGUCAAAUGGAAAUUUCUGGAACACAAGGGACCAGUGUUUGCACCUCCAUAUGAGCCUCUGCCAAGCCGUGUCAAAUUUUACUAUGAUGGUAAACAUAUGAAACUCAGCCCUGAAGCAGAAGAGGUGGCCACAUUUUUUGCCAAAAUGCUUGACCACGAGUACACCACUAAAGAUAUUUUCCGCAAAAACUUUUUCAAAGACUGGAGAAAGGAAAUGACUGCAGAGGAAAAGUCUACAAUCACUGACUUGAAGAAGUGUAACUUCACUGAAAUGGCUGAAUACUUCAAGGCACAGUCAGAAGCCAGAAAGGCCAUGACUAAAGAAGAAAAAUUGAAAAUAAAAGAGGAAAAUGAGCGCCUUUUGCAGGAAUAUGGCUUUUGUAUCAUGGACAACCACAGGGAACGUAUUGCCAACUUCCGCAUUGAGCCCCCAGGUCUCUUUCGUGGUCGCGGAGAUCAUCCUAAAAUGGGCAUGCUCAAACGUCGCAUUAGGCCCCAAGACAUCAUUAUAAACUGCAGCAAGGACUCUAAACACCCCCAGCCCCCUCCUGGCACAAAGUGGAAGGAAGUUCGCCAUGACAACAAGGUCACCUGGUUGGUGUCGUGGACAGAAAACAUACAGGGGUCCAUCAAAUACAUCAUGCUCAAUCCAAGCUCAAGGAUAAAGGUAGCUAAGGACUGGCAAAAAUAUGAAACGGCCCGUAGACUGAAGAAGUGUGUGGACCGUAUCAGGAACCAGUACAGGGAAGACUGGAAAUCUAAAGAAAUGAGAAUCCGACAAAGGGCUGUUGCACUUUACUUUAUUGAUAAGCUGGCCCUGAGAGCGGGUAAUGAGAAGGAGGAAGGAGAGACUGCGGACACUGUGGGUUGUUGCUCUUUGAGAGUUGAACACAUUAAACUCUACCCAGAGAAAGAUGGACAGGAGUAUGUGGUGGAGUUUGACUUCCUGGGUAAAGAUUCAAUCCGUUAUUACAACCAGGUCCCUGUUGAGAAAAGGGUGUUCAAAAAUCUUCAGUUAUUUAUGGAAAAUAAAGAGCCAGAUGAUGAUCUGUUUGAUCGCCUAAAUACUUCAGUUCUUAACAAACAUCUUCAGGAACUGAUGGAUGGUUUAACUGCUAAAGUGUUCCGUACCUACAACGCCUCAAUCACUCUUCAGCAGCAGCUGAAGGAGCUCACUAAUGCUGAUGACAACAUUCCAGCCAAGAUUUUGUCCUACAACAGGGCAAACAGAGCUGUGGCUAUUCUUUGUAACCACCAGAGGGCUCCACCCAAGACAUUUGAAAAAUCAAUGCAAAACCUGCAAACUAAGAUUGAUGCCAAAAAGGACCAGCUUGCUGAUGCUAAACGAGAACUCAAAAGUGCAAAGGCGGAUGCCAAAGUGCGAAAGGAUGAGAAAACCAAAAAAGCUGUGGAGACCAAGAAGAAGGCUGUCCAAAGAAUAGAGGAACAACUGAUGAAGUUGGAAGUGCAGGCUACCGAUCGAGAGGAGAAUAAGCAAAUUGCUCUUGGCACUUCUAAGUUAAACUACCUGGACCCACGCAUCUCAGUGGCUUGGAGCAAGAAGUGGGGAAUACCUAUUGAGAAAAUCUACAACAAAACCCAACGUGAGAAGUUUGCCUGGGCUAUUGACAUGGCAGAAGAAGACUAUGAAUUCUAAAUCCAAGUUUGUGGUUUUAACUACACUUUUUAUCAGAUACCAUAAGCGUAACAGAUUUGGCCACAAUUGAGAACAAUUUUUAGACCAUUUGAACUGAAACAGCAUUGAAAUGGUAACAAAUGUGUCCCAGCAGUGCAUGAAUGUGGAUGUACAGACUGAAGUCACAACUAAGGCCAGCAUUGUCCCAGUAACUGAGGAACUUUACCAUUAUCUUGGUCCUUCACUGGAAAUGCCAGAACUUUUAAAUCUGUAGCUAUGGUAUGGAAAAAAAAAAAAAAAAAAGCUUUGUAUUUUCUGCUCACCUUUGUAUUUUAGCGCUCCCAUGUAUUAAUGUAUCUAUAUUUUGUCAGAAAAUUGAUCAAAAUGAAUUCCUUAAAUACACCCAUGCGCCUUUUGGAGGAAAUUGAGAUGAAUUGACUGAGUGUUGUGCAUAUGAGAGUUGGUACAUAGUAGUCUUGUAGAGAUACUUCAAAACUGGACAGUGAAUUGUAAAAAAAAAACAAAA